This is a messenger RNA of Geodia barretti, 1223 nucleotides long. The record is from the annotation of a GenBank genome assembly. NCBI's taxonomy places the organism in Eukaryota, Metazoa, Porifera, Demospongiae, Tetractinellida, Geodiidae.
AGCUACGACGGGGGUGCUCUUUGCUAAAAGCAUGGCCGUUUCCCUGCUGGCGUUCGCCUUCUUCUUCUUCGGUCUGGAGCUAGCAGCAGCCAAGGCAGACAAGCCCAACAUAGUUCUCCUGUUUGCAGACGACGUACGUGAAACACAUGCGAGUUUUUUUACAUGGCGUCCUUCAAUGUCUACUAGCUAGUUGGGCUAUGGGGACUUGGCGGUGUACGGUCAUCCGACCUCCACGACUCCAAACCUGGACAAGAUGGCGUCUGAGGGGCUCGUCAUGACAUCAUUCUACAGCUCUUCCCCCGUUUGCAGCCCCUCCAGGUCCCUAGACCACGUGAACCAUUAGCUAUCGACCUUUGUUUGUGUGUGUUUGCAGAGCGUCCAUACUGACAGGGCGCUACCAGACCAGGAGUGGGAUAUAUCCCGGAGUUUUCAAUCCUGCUAAUGUUGGAGGUCUCCCCCAUGACGAGGUGACGAUGGCUGAACUCCUGAAGCCUGCCGGCUACAGCUCAGCCAUCGUGGGCAAGUGGCACCUGGGAGUUGGCGCCAACAACACCUACCUUCCGACCAACCAGGGCUUUGACCACUACUUGGGUAUUCCGUAUUCACACGACUUUUGUCCCUGCUUCACCUGCUUUGCUCCCAACAUCCCUUGCUUCGAUAGCUGUCGAACUGAUGAGACGCCCUGUCCGGUGUUUAACAACACGGACAUUGUCCAGCAGCCGGCUGAUCUCCUCUCACUCACUGCCACGUACAUCAAUGCUGCAACCUCCUUCAUCAAGACAAAGGCUGGAGAGGACGAGCCGUUCUUCCUUUACAUGGCGUUCCAGCACACGCACCACCCCCAGUUUGCCAGUCCAAAGUUCACAAACACCAGCAUAAGACUCAAGUUUGGAGACUCGCUGAACGAGCUGGACUGGGGGGUGGGGCAGAUAUUCUCCGCUCUCACCGAGGCCGGCGUCAGCAACAACACCCUUGUAUUCUUCGUCUCUGACAAUGGUCCGUCGCUCAUGAGAGAGAUCCGUGGUGGCAACGCAGGUCCUCUGCGAUGCGGCAAGGGGACAACGUGGGAAGGAGGGCAGAGAGUGCCAGCUAUUGCCUGGUGGCCUGGCACGAUCACUCCUGGUCGAUCCUCUCAGGUAUAUAUCAGAGCGUCGGUAGACGCUCUAUAUUAUAGGGAUGACACGGGUGAAAUCUCACGUGAUCCGCGUACAAAACGCCUCAAA